This is a messenger RNA of Panicum virgatum (switchgrass), 4232 nucleotides long. Its product is annotated as sphingoid long-chain bases kinase 1-like. Gene Ontology annotation, cellular component: cytoplasm; intracellular membrane-bounded organelle; membrane. Gene Ontology annotation, biological process: sphingosine biosynthetic process. The record is from RefSeq and is a predicted model, not a curated record. Gene Ontology annotation, molecular function: kinase activity. Lineage: Eukaryota; Viridiplantae; Streptophyta; Magnoliopsida; Poales; Poaceae. The transcript has 8 exons. The coding region runs from base 1196 to 3463 and encodes 755 amino acids.
CCAGCCACAGUGGUGGCGUUUACAUUUCCGCGAUUUUGUCCCGGUUUACUGUUGAAUUGGGAUUGCGCUCUGGGAGAAUUUAUGUGAUUCCAUGCGUUGCGGGUGCAGCAACCCAUUGCCCGGAUGGGAGCUAGUACUGUAAUUUGGUGUAGAUGAGUGAGUAGUUUGAAUUUUGGAUAAGACGACCUCAUACCGUGGCCUAACUCAACCUGAAUUGCGGGUUUGGGUAAGUUAAUAUACUGAAAAUGCUACUUGUUCAUGCGUGUAUGAUCGAAUCACGAGAAAUUUCUGCUUUGUUCAGAGUGUGAAUAAUCAGGGUUUUAAUUUGAAUUCAGCUAGUGAUUUGUCUACCGUUCCUGCUGUGGGGGGAACAAACCCUCUUGUUCUUGCCACUAGAAUUUCUACUCAAUCUAUUAGUAUUUACAUGGUUUCUGUGUUUCACUGACAUUUUUUUGUACUUGUGGUCCUCGAGCAAUAGUAGUUUAGACUUCAGCUGUGUGAUUGGAGUAAGUUCAUCUGUCUCAUAGUUGUAUCUGAGUUGUUAGCGACAUUUCUAAAGCUUGAGUAUGAUACAGUGUUUGUUAGGAGUUGCUCGGUACCUUCCCGUAUGAAAACCCUUGCCUUCUGGUUUCUAAAGUUAGGUAGCAGAAGGUUUUCUGUUUGAUCUUUUGAAAGAGCCAGCCUGUGUUCUACCUAACAGUUUGUUUCUCUAACGCUGCUUUUUGAUCUUUUUGUUGGUCACAAUCUAUCUGUUAAGAGUCAGAGAUUCUUAGCAGCGUUGAAAAAUCGCUUUCUGAUUUUUGAUCUUCCCUUUAGAGAGUGGACAACUGAACCAUAGUCGAUUUGCCUCAUGCACUACCUGUAGUUUAUAUUGUUUGUGUAUAAUUUGUUCAUGACUUCUAAAAUUGUAUGAGCUAGAAUUCUAAGCUUUCAGGGCUACUCAGGAGCAUGUAAUUCUAAGAAUUCAGUGGCUUUUUAUAAGAAUAUAAUAUAUUAGUCAGUUAGGUUACAUGUUUAUGCAUAGUAAUUUAGAACCAUUUUUAUCAAGCUGAUGUCCAGUUACAUUUUACAGGCUUAGUCAUGAGUGGUUUCUCAUGAGCUUCCCCUAUUGAUGCUUUACAGCUCUAUGCUUUUUCUUAACAUGUAACAUCUCCGGAUGUUAUCCAUGUACUGGAUAUACCAUUAGAAGUCAGAGAUGCAGAAGUCUGACCAUCAUGAGCAGAAUCUUACUUCGCCAAGAGGGCUAAUCCAUAAAAUACUUCGUCGUACAAAUAGCAGGCGUUCUCCAACUGCUGCAGAGCAACAAACUUCUCCUGUAUUUCCAGAAACAAGUAACACAAUAUUUUCAAAGCAAAAGGAUCCUGAUGAUGUCAUCAAUGAUCCAGAAAAGGCAAGCACACAUAGUAUUCGAAUUGAAGAUGAGAAAUCUGAUUUACUUGGAUGCGAGGUUUAUUCUGGAAAGCUUACAUUAGAUAACAGAGCUAAAAGUGUAUCAAGUGAACAGUCUGGAUCAGGGUCUGGUGGCAAUUGCUUUGAUGCUAGGCUCAGCACUGAAGCCCUUAUAUGGGGUUCUAACAUCCUUAAGCUUGAGGACAUUGUAUCUGUAUCGUAUCAUUCUGGUCUCCGGUAUUUCACGGUGCACUCAUGUCCUCUUGAAAAAAGAUCCAGUGGACUCUCCUGCUUUAUGAAGCCUAGAAGAACCCAAAAGGAUUUGAAGUUCAUAUCAACUUCUCCACAUGAGGCCUUUCGGUGGGUUAACAGUUUUGCAGACCAGCAAUGCUAUGUAAACCUGUUGCCUCACCCCAUGGCAUCUAGCAAGAAACAUUCUUCUGAACUCAUUCCAUUUGAUGCCAUGCUUGAUCCUUAUGUUAAAUGUCGGUCUCCACCAAAGAUUCUUGUCAUCUUGAACCCUAGAUCUGGACAUGGUAGAUCUAGCAAAGUUUUUCAUGGAAAAGUGGAACCAAUAUUUAAGCUUGCAGGUUUCAAGAUGGAAGUGGUAAAAACUACACAUGCUGGUCAUGCAAAAUCUCUUGUAUCAACUAUUGAUUUUAGUACCUGUCCAGAUGGUAUUGUAUGUGUGGGUGGUGAUGGAAUUGUAAAUGAGGUUCUCAACGGUCUACUAUGCAGGGAUGAUCAAAAUGUGGCUGCCUCUGUUCCAAUCGGUAUUAUACCUGCCGGGUCUGAUAACUCACUUGUUUGGACAGUCUUGGGUGUUAAGGAUCCAAUUUCUGCAGCACUGUCCAUUGUCAGGGGAGGUCUUACGCCUAUUGAUGUUUUUUCUGUUGAAUGGAUUCAAAGUGGGACUAUGCAUUAUGGCACAACUGUAUCAUAUUUUGGUUUUAUUAGUGAUGUUCUUGAACUCUCAGAGAAAUAUCAGAAGCGUUUUGGUCCUCUCCGUUACUUCGUAGCUGGUUUUCUCAAAUUCCUGUGUUUGCCAAAGUACAGUUUUGAAUUGGAGUAUCUUCCAGUAUCAGAUGUCAAUGGUGCUGAGCAUAGAAUUUUGGCAGGACAAGAAAAGGUUGAUGCAUCCGAUCUUUAUGAUGAUGUAGUUCAGAGAUCGAGAGCAGAAUGUUUACCGCGUGCCUCGAGUUUAUCUAGCAUUGAUUCAAUAAUGUCUACAGGCAUCAUGUCUGGGGCAGAGCUGGAGGUUUGUAGUCCUCGUGCAAACAACGAACCUUCUGAGCUUGUUCGUGCGCUUGACCCAAAAUCAAAACGUCUAUCAUUGGGCAGAGCAAGUACAUUCAAAGAACCAGAAGAAGUGCUCCAUCCCCAGUCUCAUGGUACAUCUACUCCCAGCUGGCGUAGGUCCAAAUCAAAGUCAAGGACUGAAAAGGCGUGGCCAGGCUUGACUAUGACGAACGAUGCAAAAUCCUCUAAGGUUAACAUGGCGCAUGACAAAGAGGACACAUCAUCAACAAUUUCAGAUCCUGGACCCGUGUGGGAUUCGGGACCAAAGUGGGAUGCGGAGCCUAAAUGGGAUAAUCAGCCUAAUUGGGAACCUGAGACUCCAAUUGAGCUCCAUAGUCCUCGGGAGGAUAUUGAGCUUGGUCUGACUAAGGAGCUUGUACCAAGCUUAGAUGAGAGAUGGACAGUUCGGAAAGGACGCUAUCUUGGUGUAUUGGUGUGCAACCAUUCAUGCAAGACUGUGCAGAGUCUGAGCUCUCAGGUUGUUGCUCCCAAGGCUGAAUUUGAUGACAAUUGUUUGGACCUGCUCUUGGUUGGUGGAAGUGGAAGACUCAGAUUACUGAGAUUUUUGGUGCUUUUGCAGUUUGGGAAGCAUACAUCUCUUCCAAAUGUAGAAUAUGUAAAGGUGAAGUCUGUGAGGCUCAAGGCAGGCCCAAAUACGCAUGAUGGAUGUGGUAUUGAUGGUGAACUGCUCCAUGUUAAGGGGCAAGUUCGCUGUAGUUUGUUACCUCAACAAUGUCAAUUGAUCGGCAGGCCAGCCAAAAACCCUGUACAGUAGCUGUAAAUACAUUACUCUGCAGACUCAGUCUGCAGCUCUUGAGGUCAGACAAGAAUCUUGCACGGUGAACUGUGGAAUUUUGUCCGCAUCCACUCAUCCGUAAUUAUAUUCAGAAGUCAGAGCAUCCUUGGUGACACCAGCUCUAGAGAUGGUACAUUUGUGCUUGAUGAGCAAGAAGGUGCUGGGUGGGUGCUAUUUAUCCAGAUGUAAAGCCAAAGCCUAUCUCAGACAGCAGCCUGCUGCGCACGUAUUGGUUUCGCCUUUUCUCUUGUCUGAUAUCUAAUGGAUCUACUAUAGAGCCAUCCAGAUGAGUGUACUUGGGUCCAGAACAUAUUGUUCCACUUUUAGCCCCUGUUGUGUGCGGUUGUUUGGAGGUCCCUGAUGCCGGCCAUUUGAUUGCUCAUUACCCCCAUUAGAGGGACAACCCCUCCAGCGCGUGUCCUUGAUCAGCUUGUUGUGUUUGCAAAGUGUGAAUAAGACUAUAUAGGCCUGUUGGAUUCCCAGUACAGUUGUAGGGUUUCAGCAGAAAGGGACGGACGAUAUUUGUGGCGCCGGUGCUGCAUCUUUUUUCAUGUGUAACUCUUGUUUGUGAUGUAUGAGCUGUGUAGUAAUUGUAAACGUUGUCUGCUACACGAGUUGGAAAUUUCCCAUACGUGCUGUUUUCUGCUGGCGAAUAAGCAGCGCAUGCUUCAGGGAUGCUCUUUUUGCUUGCAUGCUGUUGGCAAGCGGUGCUUGUACGAGGAAUAGCUUGCCGCCAGGCGAAUUUUCA